Messenger RNA from Pestalotiopsis fici W106-1, 1368 nucleotides. RefSeq lists its product as uncharacterized. The transcript is spliced from 6 exons. Bases 1 to 1368 code for a protein of 455 amino acids. The record is from RefSeq and is a predicted model, not a curated record. NCBI's taxonomy places the organism in Eukaryota, Fungi, Ascomycota, Sordariomycetes, Amphisphaeriales, Sporocadaceae.
AUGGUAUCUGCUCUCAAGUUCCUUCUCCUGGCGGCCAGCUGUACUGCUAGCAGCAACAUUGCCGCCCGCGAUAGUAUCACCGCCACGGUAGACCUGUCAAGUUCAAAUGGAUCACCCAAGCACCUGGCUUCCGGUUUCAUCUAUGGGAUUCCGGACAACUACCCCAACCAAAUCCCAGACUCAUGGUACCAAGCAAUAGACUUCAACUACGCCCGCACCGGUGGAGCACAGCUUGGCUCUCCAGCUCGAGGAUGGAUCUACGGAACAACGGAUUACCAAGGCAGACUCCAAAAGUUUGGUGCUUCCGUCAUCUUGCUGGUACAUGACAUUUGGGGAACCGACGGCGUGACGAGCUCCACGAAAUGGCCCGGCGACAAUGGCGAUUGGACCGACUAUGACAAGUAUAUCUCUACACUCCUGAAUGAUCUGGUCUCCAAGAACAUGCUUGACGGGCUUGUUAUCGAUAUCUGGAAUGAACCCGACCUUACUGUCUUUUGGAACCGCCCUCUCCAGCAAUGGGUGAAUCUCUACAUCAGAACCCACAAGGCAAUCCGGGCCGACUCCCGCUUCAAUAACGUCAAGAUUAGCGGCCCCAGCUUGGCAAAUCAGCCGCUGUCCAGCAACUCCUGGUGGACAACGUGGCUGUCGCAGGUUGCUGGCAACAACACCGUACCAGAUCAGUACUCGUACCAUCUGGAGGGCGACUACACGAAUCAGGUCGACGAUCCACAGUAUACCAAUGCUUCCCUCGCUGCGCUGCUGAGCACCUACGGCUUGCCAGGUCGUGAGGUCAACAUUAACGAAUAUGCCACAUAUACUGAGAUGAAGCCCUCUGGAUAUGCCUGGUGGAUUGCUCGCCUUGAAAGAUACAACUUUUGGGGUCUUCUUGGAAACUGGCAAUCUGGAACAACAUUGCACGAUCUGUUUGCCAAUUUGAUCACAAAGUCGAGCAAUCCAUAUACAUACAGUGCCACUGAUUACGUUGCUGCACCCGGCUUCUGGGUCUACAAGUACUAUGCCCAAAACAUGACGGGCGUACGUCUUACCACAACCGGCAGUACCGAUAGGAUAUUGGAUGUGUACGCGACCAAGGACUCGAGCACGGUUCGGUUGCUCGUGGGUUCUCGCAUCACCACGGGCACUUGGGCUGUGCAGGUCAACAAGCUGAGCUCCCUUGGCUACGGGACAUCAGGCACCGUCACCAUCAGCACUUGGGGCUUUGAUGGGUCAGAUCCUCUGGCAGCACAAGCUGCACCGAGCUUCCGCAACACUGUUGACCACACCUUUUCCGACGACACGUUGACCUUUCCCAUCUAUCAGGACAACAACUACAAUGCCUGGGCCUUUGAAUUUGCAGUGCUGAAUUAA